CGCGUUAUGAACGAUCAACUAUCGCCCUUACAUCUAAAUGACGAUGAGCGGUCAUGCUCGCCUAAGAGAAAGAAGUUACGGCAAAAGUAUGCGCCGAAAGCAUGCGUGUCAUGUAGGAGAUCAAAGCUGAAGUGCUCCGGCGAAAACCCCUGCCAGCGAUGUCGAGACAACGGCAAGCGCUGCUUCUUCUCGGAGGAUCAGACGGCAGCUGAAGCCUUACAAAAUCUCAGUCGACCUUCAAUUUCACUGCAACCUUCGACUUCAGCCUCAAUUAGCAAUGGCAGCGGCCUUGCACGACGCAAUAUCAUGCCGAGGCAUCAAAACAACGAGCGGAGAGCCAGUGAUGCAAGUGCUCUUGGUCUGUCUAUGGAAGCACGCAUGGCACGCGUUGAAGCCAUGAUGCAAGCCUUGCUGCAAGAACGAGCUAUGUACACGACACCUAACGGGAGCAUGGAGCGUGAUGAAUCUGGCAAUGAUACAGCCAUGUCCAUGCCAAUGCUCGACCCUAUAAAUCCCGCCCUAGCACUUUUGGGCCAGCUACCUCAAACUUCGCAUCCUCAAGAAGGCACAACGCCUGCUAUAGACCCACUUCUAGACACCGACACGAUCACUCUACGCGUCGGCAACCGGGGCCUAGUCUUUCCAGCACCUAUUGUCUACCAAGGCUACAUCAACACCUUCUUCCGCGAGCUGCAGAUCUUCCAUCCUUGUGUUGACGAGCAGCUCUUUCGAGUUCGCAGCGAACACGUCUUGGCGAAAGCAGAAGUGCAUCCAGACGAUACGUGCUUCCUGGCACUGAACUAUGUCAUAUUUGCAUUGCAUGAUGUUUUAACGAAAACAACGGAACCGAGUCCCGAUAACAAGCUUGCUGGGUGGCAUUGGCUUCAGCUUGCCGAUGAUGUUGUUGGUAUGAGACAGCUUUAUGGACAUGGUGAUCUCAGUCUGGCACAGUUCUUGCUCUUCAAGGCUCUUUACUGCACCUUAGUCGACCAGCCCAGCCUCGCUUAUAAUACGAUAGGUCUCGCUAGCCGCUACGUGCUUCAGCAAGGCCUGAAUCGCCAGACCUCCUUUGCAGGGUCGGGCAUGUGGGAGAUAUACGAGCGCUCACGAGUGUUCUGGAACAUCUUGGUCACCGAUCGUCGCAUAUCCUUGUCAUGUGGUCGUCCUUAUACAAUACGAGAUGCUGAUAUCGACGUGGAACGGCCAAGUGAUAUGUAUCAGCGGGACGUGUUUCCGAACCUGCAACCCUCAGAGUCGCGAGUCAAGCAUGAUGAAAGCGACAGCGCGAAUGCGUUCUUGGACUGCAUGAUUCACUGGUCUCGUUUCGCUGGUUCCCUAUGGGACAGUCUCCUCGCAGCUCACGUAUUCACGGAUCCCCUCGCCGACAAAAUCGCUACAUUUGACGCCGCUAUUGUUGACUUCUUUGAUAACACAUUUCAGGAGUUGAAGACCGAAAUUCACCCAUUGCACCGUCAACAGUACAUCCGUAUGAGCUUCGACAACCUCCAACUAAUGGCUCGACGUGCGAUGAUCAUGUCUUUACAAUUCGAUCGGGCUACCAUACACGUCUGCAGCAGACUGGCAAUGGACACAAUUACACAUGUGCAAGCGUACGAGACCAACGCCAAGUACUCAAUGACCUCCAUUCUUCGACAUCAUAUGAUACCUUCAUUAGCAAGCAGUCUUCUUCUGCUGUGCAGUCUCCUUGUGAGCGACCUAAGCUCGCUUGGCCUGUCUCUGGCCAACUGCGUCCCGGUGGUUCAUCAGACUUUUAACUCAGCCGUUGAUCUUCUACAUGACCUGGCACGAGAGAUACCACUUGCGCGACGUGUGCUCAUGGACUUCGAGAAGAUUGUUACAGUAGUACAAACAGCAAUAGCGAAGUGGUCCGAGGAGACCCGGCCCCUCCAAGGCACACCGGACUGGAGUAUCGUGAGCGAUGUCAUCCCACUAAACGUUUCUGAGUUGCUCCCCUACAGAGAGCAGGUUCCCGACAUCCGCUUCUCGCAACUUUACAAGGGGAUGUGGGCUACCAACGCAGGGUACUCGGAGACUGACCAUGGGUUCUCGACUUGGAACGAGGAUCUUGAGCCUGGCGGCGCGAGAUGCAGUGUACUUUGGAUUUGAAGUUCUGGACUUCGGAUGGACCGAGUAUUCAUUGUGGCUAGACUGUACUUCUUGCGUGUAUCGAUGUGCUUGUCUUAUAUAGAUACCCACUUGCAUAGCACAGGAAUAGCGG
This is a messenger RNA of Macroventuria anomochaeta, 2239 nucleotides long. RefSeq lists its product as uncharacterized. The record is from RefSeq and is a predicted model, not a curated record. Bases 7 to 2127 code for a protein of 706 amino acids. Gene Ontology annotation, biological process: positive regulation of transcription from RNA polymerase II promoter by galactose; DNA-templated transcription. The transcript is spliced from 5 exons. Lineage: Eukaryota; Fungi; Ascomycota; Dothideomycetes; Pleosporales; Didymellaceae. Gene Ontology annotation, molecular function: zinc ion binding; RNA polymerase II cis-regulatory region sequence-specific DNA binding; DNA-binding transcription factor activity, RNA polymerase II-specific. Gene Ontology annotation, cellular component: nucleus.